CUAUUUUAAAUGUUUCAGGUAUAUGUUUCUAGGCAAUUAUCAUAUAGGGAAUUACAUAAGAAAGGUCUAACUUACAUUUGUCUUGCAGUUAGUUCGGAAAUACAGAUUGUCUUGCAGUUAGUUAGGAAAAUACAAGUUCCUCCCUUUUAUUUUAGAUGUAUAUUAUUGAUUGUCACGUGGGUACCUACCCCCACACUCUGGUUCGUCGCUCUACCACGCGCUGCUACUCGGUUUCACCAUCACAUCCCUCAUCUCGGUGGUUCUGAAGCAGCGCCAACUCAACAAACAAACCGCUUUUUAACCAAAAUUAUGAGGCUUUCUACACUUCGCCAUGCCUGCCGCAAUUUACCGAGCCUAUCCGUACCACAACCCCGUAUUGGAGUCAGGGUGUUCGGUUUGGCGGAUAACUCUGUACCGGUGUGUUCUACCAGCAACAGCCUGUUGCUUCUCCAGGCUGCUAGUUCCAGUAGCGGCACAAGCCCAGCGGAAACAGCGCUAAAGUUUGGAAAGCAACCAAAGAAAACUGGACCGGGCUAUGAAAAUACUAUCAGGGAGAAUGUUCAAAGGACCAAAGAGGAGAUGGAGGCUUUGCAGAGAAGCCACCCUUCACUUAUACCCACGCUAGCCAUAAUACAGGCAGGUGAGGAUGACCGUUUACUGGAGAUCAACAAAAAGAUGUCUGGAAAGGUUGGCCUGAAUCUUACUCAGAUCUGCUUGCCCAGAGAAUGCACUGAAGAUGAAAUUAUAGAGGAGGUGUUGAAGCUGAACCAGGACCCCAGGGUUCAUGGGGUGUACCUCCACCUCCCCCCUGUCUUCCUCACCGGCCGGGUGCUCAACACAGUCAACCCAGAGAAGGACAUCGAUGGCAUGUCUGACUUAAAUGUGGGGAGGCUGGCGCGAGGAGAUGUAAGCCAGAGCUUCACACCCCCCACUGCCAACGCGGUCAUGCAGCUGCUGGCCAGAAAUGAUGCCCCUUUGGAUGGGAAGACAGUGGUGGUAGUUGGGGGUGAAGGACCCCUUGGGAUAGCCCUGCAAUGCCUGCUACAAAGAGGUGGUAUGUUUGUCCACAACUGCCACAGAAACUCUGAAGGUUUAGAAAAGCAGGUGAUGCGAGCGGAUGCUGUGGUCCUGCUGGGGGCGGAGCGUAUGGAUAUCCCUCCCACCUGGCUAAGACCUGGUGCUUCAGUUAUCCACUGUGGCUCUGCUUUCCUGACAGAUGAAUGUGAAGUGGAUGCGUCGUCAUCCGGAGUGGGAGCCCUCACAGCCGUCCUUAGAAUGCAGAACGUGGUGCAGAGCAGCAGUCGCUGGGCCCAGCAGCAACAGUACCGGCCCUGGAUACUCCGCAGCCUCAAGCUGCAGCCCCUCUCGCCCGUACCCCGCGACAUAGAAAUCUCCCGCGCCCAGACCCCGAAGGCCAUUGACCAGCUGGCCCAGGAGAUAGGCCUGUUGCAGGAGGAGACCGAGGCCUACGGCAGGACCAAGGCCAAGGUCCGCCUUUCCCUCCUGGAUCGCCUCAGAGAACAGCCUGAUGGAAAAUACGUGUUGGUGGCUGGUAUCACUCCAACUCCCCUGGGAGAGGGAAAAAGCACGGUGACCAUCGGCCUGGUCCAGGCUCUCACCGCUCACCUCAAGCUCAACUCCUUUGCCUGCCUCAGACAGCCGUCUCAGGGACCGACCUUCGGGGUCAAAGGGGGCGCCGCGGGAGGAGGAUAUGCCCAGGUCAUCCCUAUGGAGGAGUUCAACCUCCAUUUGACAGGUGAUAUUCACGCCAUCAGUGCAGCCAAUAACCUGGUGGCGGCGGCCAUUGAUGCCCGGAUGCUGCACGAGGCCACCCAGACUGACAAGGCUCUCUACAGCAGACUGGUCCCUUCAGUGAAUGGAGUCAGGUGCUUCUCUCCCAUCCAGGUGGCCAGGUUGCGACGUUUGGGCAUCAAUGAGACUGACCCCAGUGCUCUCACGCCCCAGGAGGUCAGCUCCUUUGUCCGCCUUGACCUCGACCCUGCCAAGGUGACCUGGCAAAGAGUUGUUGAUACCAAUGAUCGUUUCUUGAGGAAGAUAACUGUGGGACAGGCCAACACUGAGAAGGGACACAUGCGGGAGACCCAGUUUGACAUAGCGGUCGCCAGUGAGAUAAUGGCUAUCCUGGCCCUGACGGAUGGACUGGGAGAUAUGAAAACCAGACUGGGACGCAUGGUGGUGGGCAGCAGCCGCAGUGGGCAGCCUGUCACAGCAGAGGACCUGGGUGUGAGUGGAGCGCUUGCUGUGUUGAUGAAGGAUGCCAUCAAGCCCACCCUGAUGCAGACCCUUGAGGGUACUCCAGUGUUUGUCCACGCCGGGCCAUUUGCCAACAUCGCCCAUGGCAACUCUUCAGUGCUGGCAGACAAGCUGGCGCUGAAGCUAGUUGGAGAGGACGGCUUUGUAGUUACUGAGGCUGGUUUUGGGGCCGAUAUCGGGAUGGAGAAGUUCUUCAACAUUAAGUGCAGGUCCUCAGGGUUGAGGCCCAACGUGGUGGUGCUAGUCGCUACAGUCCGAGCCCUGAAAAUGCAUGGAGGUGGUCCGAACGUCUCAGCUGGCUCACCUCUGCCAAAAGAAUACAUCAAUGAGAACCUGAGUCUGGUGGCUGGGGGCUGCAGCACCAACCUGAAGAAGCAGAUCGAGAUAGCCCACCUGUUUGGGGUCCCUGUGGUCGUGGCUCUCAACGUCUUCAAGACUGACACCCAAGCGGAGAUCGACCUGGUGUGCCGCAUCGCCAAAGAGUCUGGGGCGUCGGACGCCGUGCCGUGUCACCACUGGGCACUGGGUGGCCGUGGCUCAUUGGACCUAGCCCAGGCCGUGAAGCGAGCCAGCAAUCAGCCCAACCACUUCCAGUUUCUCUACAACCAAGAGACCCCCAUUGUGGAGAAGAUCAGGAUGAUAGCCCAGAAGGUGUAUGGGGCGGAUGACAUUAAAUUGUCGGUGGAGGCCCAGGCUAAAAUUGACUACUACAACCAGCAGGGUUAUGGGAAUCUCCCAAUCUGCAUGGCCAAGACCCACCUGUCCCUUUCGCACAUGCCUGAGUUGAAGGGCGUCCCCACCGGCUUCACCCUGCCAAUUAGAGAUGUUCGUGCCAGCGUCGGGGCGGGGUUUAUCUACCCAUUGGUGGGAACGAUGAGUACUAUGCCAGGCCUGCCCACGCGACCCUGUUUCUAUGACAUUGACCUUGACCCAGUUACAGAGGAGAUCAGUGGGCUCUUCUAAUCAUGCUCCAGAACCAUCACAAAGAUUCAGUGGAUGUUUUGCAGACUGAAGACUACCGACAGGGUCUACCGCACCACUGCGUGGCUGGUGUCACUCUUUUGCACAUCAAUGUAAUUUAUCCAAAUAAUCACCAUGCGGUCAUUUUAUCAAAUAGUGAACAUGCUGUAUUUUUUGUUUACCGUUGUCCUACUCCGUAGGCUCUGUGGAGUUUGUAUAAUUUUACCCAGCAGUUGUGGUAAAUCAUCACACACAUUGUGUGCUUAACAUCCCAGGUUGCCUCUUAAAUGUACGGGGAAAGAUGCAUUUAGUUACUUUUAACUAAUAGUGUUACUUUUUAGUUACUGUUAUUAAUGCUGAGUUUAAUUCUCUGUUUUAUGUCUUAACAUAUUUUUUUUCAGUCUUAAUGCAUUUGAGUGCUCAUGUAGCUUUUGAAUGUAAUUCAUAUUGUACGCACAAGUUGUUUUCAAUGUGAAUGUUGAAUGUUUUUUAACCCACUACAACCUCCUAAAUGUCACAGUGGCUGUAUUACCUUUUGAAACUUGUUUGUUUACUAUUUGUUGAGGUAUGCUUUUUACCUAAUGCCAUAUAAUUAUAUGGACUAUGGAGUAUUUUACAAGGUACUGUUUAGUACCAUAUAAGAGUGCCUUUAAAAUAAACUGCUUUAUUUACUCUAGAA
Messenger RNA from Esox lucius (northern pike), 3913 nucleotides. RefSeq names its product methylenetetrahydrofolate dehydrogenase (NADP+ dependent) 1 like (gene mthfd1l). Gene Ontology annotation, molecular function: formate-tetrahydrofolate ligase activity; methenyltetrahydrofolate cyclohydrolase activity; ATP binding. Gene Ontology annotation, biological process: tetrahydrofolate interconversion. Bases 10 to 3237 code for a protein of 1075 amino acids. The record is from RefSeq and is a predicted model, not a curated record. The transcript is spliced from 27 exons. NCBI's taxonomy places the organism in Eukaryota, Metazoa, Chordata, Actinopteri, Esociformes, Esocidae. Gene Ontology annotation, cellular component: cytosol.